Molecule: messenger RNA, 2013 nt
Organism: Sesamum indicum (sesame)
Lineage: Eukaryota; Viridiplantae; Streptophyta; Magnoliopsida; Lamiales; Pedaliaceae
Source: RefSeq, a predicted model, not a curated record
CCCCACUUUAAACGCCCACAUUAUGUUUCUGCCAUCUUCUAUACAUAUCACGUUUCAUUUCUUUGGACCAAACUCAAGUGUUACUUUCUACAGCUACUCUUAUCUUUUUCCAUUUUUCUCAAAAUGCUGUAAACUUUGGGCAGCAUUUUCGAUUCUCUGGUCAAUAAGGAAUCUUUUCAUUUUGAGUAUCUGGUCAAUUCAAGAAUCUUUCUCGCUUACCUUGUAUUUCUUCUUCCUUUUUAAAUUCUUGGUUCUUGAUGAGAAUAAUCUCUUUCAACUUUCAAGCUCUGAAUUUGUGGGUUUGUGAAAUGUAACCCGUUCUUUGUUCUUUCAUGUGAUUUUGUUUGCCAUUAAUGUGAAAAGAAGUGUCUUUUUGACAAAUUUCUCUGGUGGGAGGUGUUAGAUUUGCUUUUUGCAGCUAAUUUUGAAGUUAUAUGGAAUCGAAUGCCAUGCCUGGUGGAAGGUAUUCAAAUGUUCAGCCUGGUAUGCUAGGCCUAGAAAUGUCACUCAACCAUCACAUACCUCCACAACAAAACCCUCACCAAAUGCCACAACAGCAGCCACACCCAAACCAGCCGAUGGUGCCUUCCUAUGGCCAUCAUGAGGCUGAUUACCACUCACAAGCUCAGCAAUCUGCCAAACAAGGCUACCCAUUUUCAGCGAAGUCCAAGAACCAAACUUUGACCUUAAGUGAUGAUGAUGAGCCUGGAUUCUUGGCUGAAAACAGCACUGAUGAUGGAAAAAGGAAAAUGCCCUCCUGGCAAAGAAUGAAAUGGACUGACAAUAUGGUGAGGUUGCUGAUUAUGGUGGUAUACUAUAUUGGUGAUGAAGUUGGUUCUGAUCAGGGGAAUGAUCCGGCUGCUAAGAAGAAGGGUGGUGGUGUUUUACAAAAGAAGGGGAAAUGGAAGUCGGUCUCGCGGGCUAUGAUGGAGAGGGGGUUUUAUGUGUCUCCGCAGCAGUGUGAAGACAAAUUCAAUGAUUUAAACAAGAGAUACAAGAGGGUUAAUGAUAUUCUUGGUAAGGGAAUCUCAUGCCGAGUGGUUGAGAAUCAGCGUUUGCUUGAUACGAUGGAUCACUUAACACCCAAGAUGAAGGAAGAAGUGAAGAAAUUGCUCAAUUCUAAGCACUUGUUUUUCAGGGAGAUGUGUGCUUAUCACAAUAGUUGUGGUCAUGGUAGUGGUGCUAGUGGGAGUGGAGCUGCCGGUUUUCCAGGAGCUGCAGCGGAGGCUGUGUCUCAAACUCAGCUGCAUUUACAGCAACAGAGGUGUUUGCAUUCAUCCGAAAAUGCCCCUGUGGUGGCCAACUUGAAUAGAGGGGAGAAUGAGGGGUCUAAAUUGGUAAAAGGGGUGAGCGGAGAAAAUGAUGAUGAUCAAGAUGACGAUGAUGAUCAAGAUGAUCAAGACAACGAUGAUCAGGAUGAGGAUGGGGACGAUGAAGUGAUUGGGGCAGGAUCAAGAAUUCAUGACCACGGACACGAGGAUGAGAGUAACGACACGAAUGAUAGAUCCUCGACAAAGAGGCUGAGAAGGGGAACAUUUCAUUCCCCUCUGAUUCAACAACUGGAUGCCGAGAUAAUGACAGUUGUGCAAGAUGGAGCAAAGAGUCCCUUUGAGAAGAGGCUUUGGAUGAAAAAGAAAUUGAUGGGGCUGGAAGAGCAGCGUGUUGGGAUCCAGUGCCAAUCAUUUGAACUCGAAAAGCAGCGAUUGAAAUGGUUAAAGUUCAGGACCAAGAAAGAAAGGGAAAUAGAGAGGGAAAAGCUGAGGAACGAACGACUGCAGUUGGAGAACGAGAGAAUGAUGCUCCUCAUACGCCAAAAGGAGCUCGAAUUGCUGGAUCAUCAUUCCCCAAACAAGAAGAGCGACCCGUCGUCCAUCACUGGAUGAAUCAAUCAAUUGUACAGUAGGUUACUAGAUGCUAGACAGAAACAGGUCCUUCUCAAAGGCUUUGCAACCAAGUUACUUUUGUAGAAGUGAAUCUAGAAAGGAAGAAAGUAUUUGUCAAAGUGUUUUCUUU